AAAGUUCAAGGGGUAUGAAUACUUUUUCAAGGCACUGUAUGUCUGACCAGAUUAGAACAGAAGGCAGACAAGGUUUGCAUGGAUAUAACUCAUCCACUUUCAGUGGAAUUCAAGCCGCUCCCUUCUGGUCGUAGAUAUAGAUACCCCAACGUCAGGACAAACUUGGGCAAAAAACUCAUUCACUCCCAUGGCAAUAACUCAAUUAAAUAAGAUGUGCGGAGGGGUAAGACUAGAAGAAUAUCUGUAGCACUGUGCAGUAUUUUCCUUUAUGUAUGAUAUUAGGCCUUCUGGGGAAGUGCAAUAUACUUCUUAUUGUAUUCUAUUUAUGGAUGUGUAUUGAUGAAUAGUGGUGUAGCAAAGCGCAGUAGUUUUAUUUAUUUAUGGCAUUAGGCCUUUUAGGGAAGUGCAAUACACUAUACGGUAGUUUUACUUAUUAUAACAUUAGACCUUUAGGCAAGUGCAAUAUACUCCUUACUGUAUUCCACUCAUUGAUGUGUGCAUGUUAUGCAUUAUUCUUUUAUGAUAUUAGGCCUUGUAGGGAAGUGCAGUAUACUCCAUUUCAUUGUACUGUAUGUUAUGUGUUAGAUGAAUAGUGCUGCAGAUGUCUACUAAAUGUCUGUUUUGUCUGUUCUGUCAUAUCCCUGUACUGUACAACAAAUUGCCUUUCGGGGACGUUAAAGUUUUCUAAGUAAGUCUUUUUCGGUCUCUCUGCCGAUCUGCUUCCGUCACUUUCUCUAACCACAGGGCAUUUCUUUAAGUCGGAAAAGACAAAAGAAUGACUUUCCUUAGAAAUCAGUUUCAAAGAACCACCACAGGCACUGUUUGUUUGGACAUCACUGUCUCCAGAAUGGUCCUGUUUAAAAGCCAGUGGACAUGCUGCCCAUAGAACCUCUGCUCGUUCUUCUGAGCUGCACAAGAGAAAAGCCUUCACCUGAUUGUCCGGAGAGAAAAUCCUGACAACGUCACAGCCAUCCCUGUGGCUGGGAGUCUCACAGAGCAACAUCCAGCUGUGCUUUCUGUGUGGGAGGGGCAGACUCACUGUCCUCUGUCCAUCACCGCAACAAUAACCAAUCAUGGCUGGCAGAUAUCACUUUGUGUCGUAUGCUACCCCAUGAUGCAGUAUGAGCAGCAGUUUGGGGAAAAAAUGUAAUUGGCUGUUUUCAUGAGUCUCAGAGAAAGGAUGAGACCCUUCCUCCUCCCCAGCUAGUCCUAUGAUGGGGAGAGCUGGCUCCUGGGUGGAAAUUGGCAAAGUCUAAAUUGGGGGGGGGGAGCUCUGUUCAUUGCUCUGAUUCACCUGCAUCAGGAAGGACACAGUGUUAUGAGUAAUGAUGUAAGUAACAGGUUUUAUGAAGACCAGAUAACCACCUGUGGUCAUGAGACUCACCUGGCUAAUGUGUGCCAAUAAUGUCAUGAGGAAAAGGUCUUCUGACUAACCAGAAAGGUGCUGAGAGAUGACUGUUGCACUCAUCACUGUGAGGGGUAGCGUUCAGCAUUAACCUGGAGAGUGUGCACGGUGACCUCCAGGUAGCAGCAGCACAGACAUCUCGAUAGAGCACACCUCUGAGUACUGCCCAUGAGGAGGAGACACUACUUGUAAGGUAGGAUGUCAUGGUGGUGGGUGAGCAUCUGUAAAUCCAAUGGACCAACCUGUGGCUUUAUGACUUUCCUUCAGAUGAGUUGCCUCAGUGAGGCUGACUGUGGAUAGGUAAAGUGAAGAGUCGCUGAUCCCGAGGGCGAGAUUGACCACGUUAAUUACAGCUGGUUCUGAAGACUGUCUCUCCCAGGAAUCUGAGAGAGCAAGGUGAGGUGAUGGUGGAUCAUCAUGUUCCAAAGGAGAAAGAGACAGUGAUAGAGAGAGAGUUUCAGCGUGUCACCAUCUCUGGAGACGAGAAGUGUGGGGUGCCAUUUUCUGACCUGGCUGAGUCGGCAGUGUGCAUCAUUAAGGCACUGUUUAUUCGACAGAAGUACAUGUGCGUAUCAAUGCAGGAUUUCUGCGGAACCACGGCCCGUCUGCUGCAGCAGCUCUCUCACACACACACAGCACAGCACUGGAGCUUCAACAAGGAUGUUCCUGAGAAUGGAGCUGCCCCAAUGCCCUCCCCAGUGUCGGAGACACAUCCGUAUGAGGGUCAGGAGUGCAUCACUCUCCCCCCUGACCUCGGCUACAGCUGCAGCAUGGAGCAUGGCGUUGUACACAUCUACACCUCCCACACACACAGUACAGAGUUGGACCUUCCGUAUCCAGACCUGCAGCAGUUUAUCACUGAUAUGAACUUUAUGAUGGCGCUUAUCAUCAAUGGCCCAGUGAAGUCUUUUUGUUACCGGCGGCUGCAGUACCUCAGCUCUAAGUUCCAGAUGCACAUCCUGCUGAACGAGCUGAAGGAACUUGCUGCUCAGAAACAGGUUCCUCAUCGAGACUUCUACAACAUUCGUAAGGUAGAUACACAUAUCCAUGCCUCAUCCUGUAUGAAUCAGAAACACCUGCUGCGGUUUAUAAAGCGAGCGAUGAAAAAGUACCCUGAUGAGGUGGUGCACAUGGAGGAUGGGCGUGGUCAAACACUGAGUGAGGUCUUCCAGAGCAUGAACCUGACGGCCUACGACCUGAGCGUCGACACACUCGACAUGCAUGCGGACCGGAAUACCUUUCAUCGAUUUGAUAAGUUUAAUGCAAAGUACAACCCAAUCGGAGAGUCAAUACUGCGAGAGAUCUUCAUCAAAACUGACAACUACAUCCAGGGCAAAUACUUUGCCCAUAUCAUCAAGGAAGUGAUGUCAGACCUAGAGGAGAGUAAGUACCAGAAUGCUGAGCUACGUCUGUCUGUUUAUGGACGAUCGAGAGACGAGUGGGACAAACUGGCAGAAUGGGCCGUCACACACACUGUCUACUCAGACAAUGUCCGCUGGCUCAUCCAGAUCCCACGCCUGUAUGAUGUGUACCGCAGUAAAAGACAGUUGGUGAAUUUCCAGGAGAUGUUGGAGAACAUCUUCCUGCCACUGUUUGAAGUGACGAUCAACCCACACACACACCCAAAAUUACACCUGUUUCUGCAGCAUGUGGUGGGCUUUGACAGUGUUGAUGAUGAGUCGAAACCAGAGCACCAUGUGUUCAGUUUGGAUAGCCCUCGCCCUGAUAACUGGACUGAGGAAGAGAAUCCCCCAUACUCCUAUUACUUGUACUACACCUAUGCUAACAUGACCGUACUGAACCACCUGCGCAGGAGGCGGGGCUUCCACACUUUUGUGCUGCGGCCUCACUGUGGAGAGGCAGGGCCUAUUCACCACCUGGUGUCUGGAUUCAUGCUGUCGGUCAACAUCUCACAUGGCCUGAUGCUCAGGAAGGCCCCUGUGUUGCAGUACCUGUAUUACCUGGCACAGGUGGGCAUCGCCAUGUCACCCCUCAGCAACAACAGUCUAUUUCUCAGUUACCAUAGAAACCCGUUACAUGAGUACCUGUCACGCGGCCUCGUGGUCUCUCUCUCCACCGAUGAUCCACUGCAGUUCCACUUCACCAAGGAGCCCCUGAUGGAGGAGUAUAGUAUUGCUGCCCAAGUCUGGAAGCUCAGCUCGUGUGACAUGUGUGAACUAGCAAGAAACAGUGUGCUGAUGAGUGGUUUCUCACACAAGGUGAAGGCUUCAUGGUUGGGGGUGGGGUACAGGCACGAGGGUCCAGAUGGGAAUGAUAUCCGCCGCUCCAACGUUCCAGACAUUCGUCUUGCCUUCCGACACGAGACUCUGUGUGAUGAGCUGCAGCUCCUUACCCAUGCUGCACACAUACAGGAGGCGGGGCCAGAAGAGGAGACUCCACCUUCCAUGGGACCAAUUAGAAAUUAAAAUUCUUCAUCCUUGUUUCCUUUCCUCUCUUUUCUAUUCAUCCAUUUCCCUCCCUGCAUCUGGGUGUGGUUUUCUCAGGGCUCUGGAUCAGAAUGUUCUUCACCAAACCCUAUACCCCCCCCCCCCCCCCCGUACUCCAGGAGCUUCUGACCCCAAGUGAUUUCCAUUACACACGUACAGUAAAUACACUCUGUGUAAAUGACUAUACCCCUGACCCCCCCUUCUCUCUCAAGAUUGCAUUAACGCAGAAAUCGUGCAUUUUUACGCAAAAAAGCCCCUUAUGUUUAGACUUUCAAUGUAUCCUGGGACGCAGGGCUCCUACUUGAAUUUUUCCUGAUUGCCUUGACAAAUCUGUUCAAUGAUGUUUAACAAACAAAGCAAAAGUCAAAAGAACGAAAAGGUUACAACAUCUGGGUCACUUUCAUGUGUCAUUGCAACUGCGGAUUUGUUUGUGGCCAUGUUGCCUGGUGAGCUUGUGGUUGCCAGUGACUGGCACAAAUGUGCAUGAGUGAUUAUAAGCCCAAUUCAGUCCAUUUACAGAUAAACCUGUAGAAGUUCCAUCUGAAAAAACAAUGCCAGAGACCUGUAGUGCUUUUGGAUGGAAUAACAGAGGUGGAGAUAAACCUUGUUUAACUUUUCACUGCUUCCCGGUGAAACCAGAAAGAUGAGAAAGAUGGCGAGCUGAAGUUAAACAGGAAGACUAGAUGAUAAAAACAUUCCUGCGUGUGUGGAGAACAUUUUAUCUCAGGUUAGAGUGAAAGCUCUGUGCAGUAUUAAAAUGUAGAUCUGCCUGUGGGCUUUGGACGUGAUAUAUUUUACUAGACCUAAUGCUUGGCUUGACUAGCAGCAUGUUUAAGUACCAAUAAUGUAGACUUGGCUAAAUGCCAUAAAAUAUGCUAGAUCUCAGCCCUGGCUUGUUUAUUACUGUUAGAAGUCUAUGUUUGAGCUUGCCUUUGUCUUUAUAAGGUCUUUCUCUUGAUCAUGAAUUUCCCAAAACGUUCCAGCACGAAACCUGCUUGAAAUAUCAGUCGGCAUCUGUACUUUUGUCUGCUUUUAGCAUCUCCGGUGUAUUUAGAAGUCCAAACGCUAAAUAGAUCAAAUCCAGUAGCUGGUUUGCCGUACACUUUUCACGUGGAAUAAAUACAUUUGUGAGUAAGAACAAGCCUUAUUUUUAAAUUGUCAUGUAAACUCGAGCACAGCGAACUUCCUCUUCUGCAUUUAGUCCAUCUGAAACAACGAACACACAGGUGCAUGCACAAACACAGAGAGAGAGAGAGAGCACAGUGUGCAGAAGCAGGCAUCACAGAUCUAUAUUUACCCACAAAUGUAUUUACAUUUGUGGGUAAAUUAUAUAGAUCUGUGAUACCUGCUUGUUUCAGCUUUUGGAUGCAACACCAUCUGCUGAAAUAAAAUACAUUUUUAAUAGUUUCAGAGAGAUUGUACUGACUGCAGUUGUCUUGAUUUUGAUUAUUAACCGUUGCAGACGUUUCUUUGUUUGCCCGGCCGUAUGGUGGACACCGCGUGAUAAACAAAAACGUGACGUUACUGAAAGUCCUCUAUAUUCUAUUCCAGGUUAAACACUCGCAAAGAAUGACUGACUAAAAAACCUUUAACUUCGUGGAUUAUCAGUGAAAAAAUGGCAAGAUCGUGGCCACACACUGCGACUGUAUGGCUCUAUAAAUAUGUAAAAACUAUCUGAGUGUUCUAUAUAAAAGUGUAUAAAAUAUUUGUGCCAGGGACCCCAAUUUAGCCAGUCAUGUGGGUCCCUGGACCCAGAAUAUAACAUUGCUGUACCAUCCCUGCUCUCUCUGUUGGUCUCUCUCUGCAAUAGUUUUGUCUGUUUCUUCAAUAUACAGAAGUUAGACAGUACUGAUUUAUAUAAAUUGAAUCCUGUAUGAACUAUAAGAGUUUAGACAUUAGAAUAUGCAGUAAAGCUGAAGUAGUUUUUAAAUCAGUAAUUUUUGUUGAGUUAGUAGCAUUAGGAGGAGCAGUGAGGAGCUCAGGUUAAUUGUGAAGCUCCUAAAGUUGGGUGAGAAGAUGCAAACAGCUUCAUCAGGAGCACUGUUCAUUAGCUCACCAGCUGUAGGGCAAUGAGCUAUUGCCAUCAGGCGGCGUCAGUCCACAAUUCACAAAAAUUGCUACUCCUCCCUGAGUUUUCACUGGAUUUUGAUUCUGAUGAUUGGUUUGGAAGAUCUAGUCAGUCUGCACAAAAGUUACUCCCUGGUUUUGUGGUUGGUACGGCCGUGUGAGCUACUGCGUUGCUGACACUCUGGUUUAAAACAUCAGAUCGCUUGGGUUUAUGGAACCUGUUGAUCUGACAUCAUUCCACAUGUGAUAUUUUAUGGUGAAAAUUAUUCCUUAUUACAAUAGUAAAUUUAUAAAACUGAAGAAACAUUUUUUUUAUUUACCAGCAGACCGGUAGUGUGCGUCUCAAACCCAGGUUCUGCUGCCAAUCAAUCAUUCACAAACACCAAAACACUUACUGCAUUCAGAACAUUAUAAAUUAAUGUAGUUCAAAUAAUAUAACUACACUGUAUGGAAUCACAAUUACAUUUUUAAUAAAAUCUUUACAUUUUCAGUCUCUCUCACUCGCUUGUAAUUUGAUUAGUUGUAAUGUUGAGUGUUUACUCAGAGGUGUGAUGAUGAUCACCUUCUGUAACAUUUCCUCAUGCACAGCAUUGAGUUAAUGGGUUUUAGCUGUAGCCACCAUCACACCUGUAAAGAUACUUUUCAAAAAAACAAAAAUAAAACAUGGCUUCCUCUA
Molecule: messenger RNA, 6595 nt
Organism: Neoarius graeffei (lesser salmon catfish)
Lineage: Eukaryota; Metazoa; Chordata; Actinopteri; Siluriformes; Ariidae
Product: AMP deaminase 2-like
Exons: 15
Coding region: 1810-3831 (673 amino acids)
Biological process (GO): IMP salvage; AMP metabolic process
Cellular component (GO): cytosol
Molecular function (GO): AMP deaminase activity
Source: RefSeq, a predicted model, not a curated record